AAUUCGAUACCAGUUCAUCGCAGAACGCAAGAGAAAGACGAAGACAGGUGAUAUAGGAGAAAUAUAAGCAUGAAACCUGUUCAGAUCGAUUAGCGGAAUCGAUGGUGGGUGUGGACAGACGGAGAAGGAAGACGGAGAAAUCAAAAGGCUUGAUGAUGUCGAAUUGGCAGGAGAGUGUGCUCGUCAUGAGCUCUCAGUCGAUACUCAAGGGUUCCACAACACUCUGGCCUCUUGGGUGAUAUUGCGGGCCUCUCCUGCAUCAUUUGACAUUGCAUUGAUCUCUCGCGUCGUUCACGACAUCGUCAGUGAUCAUCAAUCGUUGGAGAAUUCUCUCGUUUCCCGUUCACACCUCCAUCAACGCCCGGAUCUCUGACUAGUGCUGAGGGAUCUAGUGUCAAGGAAAAAGAUGCGAUGUCGUGGAUCUCAGACGAUUUUCCCUUGCUAGACGUCGCUAUCCUCGCUGCUGCGCGACGCGUCCAUCCCUACUGCCGUUGUCGCCUCUGUCCAAUCCGUUUACAAGGCUCAAGAGUGUCGCCGUCGACAUCAAUACCCUAUCCGCACAUGGCUUCGGCUGUGUCUACGGAUUUGACCUUGAAUCCCAGUCACGCCACAGAUUUUGCGGGCUGUUGGAGACCUCUUCCGCUCGUUGCUCCAUUACUGGAUGACUUUUUCUUUCCGACUCCACUGCCCAAAUUCUUUGACUCUACUGCACGGAUAGCUGCCUCUGUUACACAAAUCACUGACUGUCGCAGGAAUUUCUUGUCUACGACUAAGAUUUCUCGACUCUCAUCAAUUAUUUGCACAAACAAUAGACUCUUGCACGGCCGCUUCAUCGCACGAAUUCCAGACUCCGCUGCACAAUUGCUCGACUCGACUGGCACAACGCAUAGACUCUUCGUACAACGGAUCUAUCGCACAACUACGAAACUUUCAGACUCCUCCUACGAAUAUCUCAGCACUCAACUUGCACAACGACUCGUUCCUAUCGUACUAGAAUUAGCCUAUUGCACGAGCUCCAGACUGUCUUGCGAGCCUCUUCGCUUACCGGCGUGCUUCCUGUUCGCUGUCGCCUAUGCUUUCUAUGUGCUUUCUGCACGCUUUCCGCCUCGCUGUGCAACUGCCAUCUCGCGUGCUUUUGAUAUUGCUGUGCAUCGUGCUUUCCACUUGGUUUCCGCCUUACUUUCUUUUCCUAUCCGAGACACUUUCCGACGUGCUGUGCACUUGCUUUCUCCGACUCCCUUGCGCUGCAUUCCUCAUUUACACUUCAUCGCGCGAUAUACAUGGCAUUGUUCACUACCCCCCCCCCUUGCGCUGCUGAUUGACCAUCUGUUUCUUACCCGCCUUGGCCAUUUUGUCCAGGCCGCGGUCUAG
Molecule: messenger RNA, 1371 nt
Organism: Heterobasidion irregulare TC 32-1
Lineage: Eukaryota; Fungi; Basidiomycota; Agaricomycetes; Russulales; Bondarzewiaceae
Exons: 6
Coding region: 412-1371 (319 amino acids)
Source: RefSeq, a predicted model, not a curated record